Knipowitschia caucasica is the source of this 351-nucleotide messenger RNA. Lineage: Eukaryota; Metazoa; Chordata; Actinopteri; Gobiiformes; Gobiidae. The record is from the annotation of a GenBank genome assembly.
AUGUCAGCAGCAACUAUCCUCAUGAAGAGGCUACUGCUGAGUGUGAGAUGUGCCAUGCUAAUACCAGGUACAGACAAAGUGUGUCUUCUCACUGGCACAGCAAGGAAGUUCAUUAGGCUCCUGCAUCUCUGGAGCGACCGCAGCCCAUGUGAGGCCCAGGCCCUUUUAUUCCGGACCGUGAUUGGACAAGGGCCUCCUGCCGAGUUGGUUUACAGCAGUUUUGUCGCGCCCAGAUUUGACUCUGCUCAAAGUGAGCCUCUGGCGGGACACGGCAUCUGUUGCCUCACCUUCCUCAUUUACACUUCUCCGCCCUCACACACCGCCUCUCCAGACCUCACCAACUACAACUGA